This is a messenger RNA of Halichondria panicea, 735 nucleotides long. Its product is annotated as dnaJ homolog subfamily C member 13-like. The coding region runs from base 71 to 568 and encodes 165 amino acids. The transcript has 4 exons. The record is from RefSeq and is a predicted model, not a curated record. NCBI's taxonomy places the organism in Eukaryota, Metazoa, Porifera, Demospongiae, Suberitida, Halichondriidae. Gene Ontology annotation, cellular component: endosome membrane. Gene Ontology annotation, biological process: regulation of early endosome to late endosome transport; receptor-mediated endocytosis; endosome organization.
AAGGUAUUCCAAAAGCUUGUCUUCAGGUCACACACAUAUACUGGCGGACAGCGAGGUUUGUGUGCGAACGAUGUUCAAGUGUGACACAGUGGUUCCGUUGAUCUGUGCCAUGAAGAAGAGGAAAGACAGUGUACACGUUGCUGCAGAGACCAUCAAAAAGCUAUAUGACCUCAUGAUUCCCGAGCUAGUGGUACAGGCUGUGAAUGGAGAGUUGAUCCCAUUCCUACUGAAGCUGCUUGAGGAUCCUCUGUCUGAGUGUGACAAGCCGUCAGCCACUAAAGCACUCAUAGCUGAGUCCCUCAAGAACAUGGCUAAAGACCUCGCCAAUGGAGAGAGGAUAUUAGAGAUACUGGAAAAAUCCCCUGUGUGGUCGGCGUACAAAGACCAGAAACAUGAUCUCUUUCUCACCAACACGACUGUAUCUGGUUACCUUACAGGUCCGUCUGGCAUAGCUGGUUACCUCACGGCUGGAAGCUCAUCGUCGGCUAACAAUGCAAACAGUUCUGCCCCACCCCCACUAGAGCCGCCGGAGGACACACCAGCUGGCGAUGAUGACGAUGAUGACUAGCUGUAUCUUAGGUUGUUAUAUAAUUAUAUUUGAGUUGUGAGUACAAAAACUGCUUUCUAUUUUUAAAGUCUGUAAUAAUUAAUAAUUGUAUCGUGGAUUUUGAGGUACAUGACAUAAUACAUUUUAAUUUUGAUUAUGGUAAAGAUCAUGCAGUUGAAAACUGAUAA